This is a messenger RNA of Rubroshorea leprosula, 2120 nucleotides long. The record is from the annotation of a GenBank genome assembly. Lineage: Eukaryota; Viridiplantae; Streptophyta; Magnoliopsida; Malvales; Dipterocarpaceae.
CUGUGCGUUUAAUUUCAGAAAGUUAAUAUGAAAGCCUCAAAAAUAGAAACACAACGCAAAACAUUUUUGUUUUUCUCCUAAAAAAAAGGGGAAAAUUCCUCUGUUGGUCCUUUUUAGCCCCUAACUUUCAAUUCCGAACAUUUUGGUCCCAAACCUUUUUUCUAAUGCAUGACAGGUAUUCCAUAUUGGCAGAAUGGGUUGGUUUUUCCUUCGGGGCCCAUGAAGGGGUUUGAGGUUGAUUUGACCCGACUAAGAGGCGGUAUUUUCCAUUUUAGGCGCCAAAAGGAGGAUCUGAGGCUAGGCGGGAUAGAAAGUGAGGGAGACGAAAAGAUGGAUGUAUGGAGGCUACCGAUAUCGGCGUCGCUGAGAGGAAAGCUAAUCUCCGCCGGCUACACUUCCGUCACGUCGCUUUCUUCAGUCUCCUCCGCUAAUCUUGCUCAAGAUCUAAAUAUUUCGAACAGUGAAGCUCUUAAUGUUCUGAAGGUUGCAUCCCAUAGCGGUGGAUCGGAGUGCUUGAAUGAGAAUCCUUCGAUUAUAAAUGGUGCACAAAAUGCUUGGGAUUUGCUUCAUGAGGAGGAGUCCUUGACACACAUCACAACAUCUUGUGCAGAUCUAGAUGGCAUCUUGGGUGGUGGAAUACAUUGCAAAGAAGUUACUGAAAUUGGUGGAGUACCUGGCAUUGGUAAAACGCAACUGGGGAUUCAACUUGCUGUCAAUGUUCAAAUUCCACAUGAGUUUGGUGGGCUUGGAGGAAAAGCAAUAUAUAUAGAUACAGAAGGUAGUUUUAUGGUGGAGCGUGCAUUACAAAUUGCUGAUGCAUGCAUAGAGGACAUGUCAGAAUACAACAGAUUCUUAAGAAAAGAUUGUCAACCAUGCCAAAUGAAAAUGGAACCGAAGGAUAUCCUGGAAAAGAUAUUUUAUUUUCGCAUCUGCAGUUACACUGAACAAAUUGCUUUGAUAAAUUACUUAGACAAGUUCAUUGCAGAACAUAAAGAUGUUAAGGUGGUUGUUGUUGAUAGUGUUACUUUUCAUUUCCGCCAAGAUUUUGAGGACAUGGCCCUCAGGACUCGAGUGCUUAGUGAAAUGGCUCUAAAGCUGAUGAAGUUGGCCAAAAAAUUUAGUUUGGCGGUUGUUUUACUGAAUCAAGUAACCAUGAAGCAUGCAGAAGGUUCCUUCCAAUUAACUCUUGCACUAGGAGAUAGCUGGUCACAUUCAUGUACAAAUCGGGUCAUUUUAUACUGGAAGGGCGAUGAGCGUCAUGCAUAUAUUGACAAGUCACCCUCUCUCAGAUCAGCUUCAGCUCCAUAUUCUGUCACUACAAGAGGAAUCCGGAAUUCUGCUUCAAGCCAUAAACGAAUCAAAAUGAUGUGAAGUUCAGAUAGCAAAGUAAAAUGUGGAAAGGCUCCUCUUACACCUUUUCUUAUGAUGAUUGACACACAAAAGCAAAAGUGAGAGCUCUCGUCCCUCUGCUUACUCAGCUGAUAGUUAUUGAAUUGUUAAAAUCUGAGUAAAAGGUUCUCUACUUUUGUUCCCACAAAUGCUUAAAGGGUGUUUGUACCGAGAUCCAUCAUAUUCAUAAAUCAUAAUGAACAAAACAGUUUUCUCAAAAAUACUAGUAGCAGAUUAACCCUUUGAUCGUCUAAGAGAAUAGGAUGGCAAAACAUUAGUUUCAAAGAGAACACCCUACUGUGUUAUUUAUCUAAGGCUUAGCUCACAUGGAUGCUAGAAGUAGGUACUGAGCUAAGUUUGUGAGGAUCUAGUGGUUGGUGGUCCCUCGUGUUUUUCUGAAAAAAUGCAUAAAAUUACCUGAGAUUUGCACAUUGUACCAAUAUUUGCUUGAAUGUUAUUAGUAUAAAUUAAUGCUGAGAAUGUGAAAUGGCAUUGAAGGCCAAUUCGGGGCACCCUGGCCUGCCCAUGGGAUGUGCCCCGAUGGGUCACAUAUUGUACGAUGAGGUCAUGAGGUAUAAUCCGAAGAACCCGUAUUGGUUCAACAGAGAUCGGUUUGUUUUGUCUGCCGGUCAUGGUUGCAUGUUGCAGUAUGCUCUGCUUCAUCUCGCUGGUUACGAUAGUGUCCAGGAAGAAGAUUUGAAGAAUUUCCGUCAGUGGGGAAGCAAAAGCCC